CGUUGCUUCCGUCACCGGCUCGGUCCCGUUUAGGUUUUCAAAAGACCCUUGAAAAAAAAAAAAAAAAAAAAAAAAAAAAAAAACCCCUUCCACCUCAAUAGUCAAUACUACGAAUUCAUGACAUGGUCUGCUCUCAUCCCUCACUCACCAUCACCGGAAAAUGCUCGUCGGCGAUGCCGUACACCUCCUCCGAACGUUAGUCUCCGCAAACACAGACCGCUUUCUUGAUUUCCUAUCUCCGACAUGUCCAGAUUCUUGGCAAUUGGGAAUAUUAAAAGAAUUGCAAAGUCCACACAACAAAAUCAAACUGCCAUCAGUUCAGAAGGGACAAAAUAUGGAUUGUUUAUCAGAAUCGGGAUAUGUUCACCUCAGUACAGAUAUUGUGGACAUUACAUGUUUCCUAACAGAGGGCAAGCAAAAUUCACAACAUGCAGAAUCCAGAACAGCUUCCACCAGAGUUAUUCGGCCACUCACAGGAGGAGUACUAUAGCAAAUCAUGCCCAUCUUACAUUGAAGAGGUUCCAGCAACAGUCUUUAUUUAGAGGACGGACUUUUCUUGCUAUAUAUAGAAUUGCGCAAGUAGUUAGCUUGGCUUUGAGCCGCUCUUAUGUGGCUUUUCCUGGUAUAUUUGCAUUAACAUGUGGAAGAAAUGUAGCACUGGCCCGAGCACUACCAGAUGCAGAUUUUGUCUCCCAAAGGAAUGCUCUGUAUAUGCAUGCUCAAGAUGGACAUGUUUACUUUACCUCAUUCAUACGCUCUAUAUUUUAUGGCAUUGUGCUGCUGUUGAGAGCAUUUUAUUUAGCAGUACUCUUUUCACCAAGUAUAGUAAUGGCUCCAUUUGUAGAAGUUUUUGGACCUCGUUACAUGCAAAUCUGGCUUCAGGUUGUUCGACAAACACUGGAAAGAGCUGGCCCUGCAUUUAUAAAGUGGGGCCAAUGGGCAGCUACGCGACCAGAUCUUUUCUCUAGCAGUUUAUGUACUGAACUGUCAAAGCUCCAGGCAAAUGCCCCUGAACAUAGCUUUGCCUACACUAAAAAGACCAUAGAAAGAGCUUUUGGUUGUAAAAUUGCUGAAAUCUUUGAUGACUUUGAAGAAAAGCCUGUAGCAUCUGGAAGUAUUGCUCAAGUUCAUCGAGCUUCCUUGCAUCGGUACCAUGGUAGGAAGAUCAAGCCCAUUGCAGUGGCUGUGAAGGUUAGACAUCCUGGAGUUGGUGAAUCAAUAAAAAGAGAUUUUGAGAUAAUCAAUGUAGUUGCAAGGAUAUCAAAAUUCAUUCCUACACUUAAGUGGUUAAGAUUGGAUGAAAGUGUACAGCAAUUUGCUGUUUUUAUGAUGUCUCAAGUUGACCUUGCUAGGGAGGCUGCCCAUUUAAGCCGCUUCAUUUAUAAUUUUAGAAGAUGGAAGGAUGUUUCUUUUCCAAAGCCUGUAUAUCCAUUAGUACAUCCUGCAGUAUUGGUGGAAACAUUUGAGCAAGGGGAAAGUGUUUCAUACUAUGUUGAUGAGCUUCAGGGGCAUGAACGAAUUAAAAGUGCACUUGCUCAUAUUGGAACCCAUGCACUUCUCAAGAUGCUUCUGGUGGACAAUUUUGUGCAUGCUGACAUGCAUCCUGGAAAUAUCCUUGUUCGGGUAACCCAGAGCAAGUCUUCACGGAAACGUAUCUUCAAAUCAAAGCCUCAUGUUAUUUUCCUUGAUGUAGGCAUGACUGCUGAGCUUUCUAGUAGCGACCGAAUAUCGCUGCUGGAAUUCUUUAAGGCUGUUGCUCGACGAGAUGGGCGCACUGCAGCAGAAUGCACUUUGAAAUUAUCAAAGAAACAGAACUGCCCUAAUCCUGAGGCAUUCAUUAAGGAAGUGAAAGAGUCAUUUGAUUUCUGGGGUACUGAUGAAAGCAAUUCAAUUCAUCCAGCUGAGUGCAUGCAGCGUCUACUUGAGCAAGUUAGGCGUCAUAGAGUUAACAUUGAUGGGAAUGUGUGCACUGUGAUGGUGACAACUUUAGUCCUCGAGGGUUGGCAGCGGAAGCUUGAUCCUGAUUAUGAUGUAAUGCACACGUUACAGACGCUGUUGCUCAAGUCAGAUUGGGCAGAGUCGCUUUCCUAUACAAUCGAAGGACUCAUGGCCCCAUGAUGGGAUUUCUUUACUUGCAGCAUAGAAACAUAGAUAUGUAGACCUUACUGGAUCAGCGUCCUCCAGAAUUUGUCUUCAUCAAAUUUUGUUAGUGCGAACUAUACUCUGUAAUUUGUAUUUUGAUACAAGAAAAUUGCCCUCUUUCUAGUGUUCUUUUAGAUAGAGAUCCAGAGGCAACAACAGCAAAGGAGGAAGCAAAUAAUGUAAACAUACUUCCAAAUUAUGUUACUUUUUUCAUGUCUGCAGGGACCAAAUUUGGUCUAUUACCAUCUUACAUACCAAAAACAAAACAUUAGAGGACUGACAUUUACAUGAAAUAAUUAGUU
This is a messenger RNA of Ipomoea nil (Japanese morning glory), 2444 nucleotides long. Its product is annotated as probable serine/threonine-protein kinase abkC. The record is from RefSeq and is a predicted model, not a curated record. The coding region runs from base 244 to 2118 and encodes 624 amino acids. Lineage: Eukaryota; Viridiplantae; Streptophyta; Magnoliopsida; Solanales; Convolvulaceae. The transcript is spliced from 5 exons.